AUGGGCCAACUGACGGUGGCGUCCGGGCCGCGGUCCAGCCUGGCGCUUCCCGCCACCACGCUGCCGACCGGCGCCGAGCGGCGGCUGCGCGAGCGCCUGCCGGCCGCCGGCAGCGACCUGGUGUGCGGCGUCAGCGCCGGCCGUCGCGGCCAGCUGCUGAUCGACCUCGAGCCGGCGGUGUUCCGCGACGCCGCGGUGUACGGCGUGACGCGCCGGCCUGACGAGUUUUGGCGCGGCGAGCUGACCGCUGCCGUGGAGGCCGAGCACGCUGUGGUCGAGUUCAGCUCGCCUAACAUCGCCAAGCCGUUUCACGUGGGCCACCUGCGCUCCACGAUCGUCGGCAACUUCGUAUGCAACAUUCUGGCGGCGGUGGGGCCGGCGCCCGUACGGGUCAACUACCUUGGCGACUGGGGCGCCCAGUUCGGCCUGCUCUCGCACGGCUGCGAGACGGCCGGGCUGGACGCCGAGGCGCUGGGCGACGACGGCGUGGCCCGCCUGCUGCAGGUGUACGUCGAGACGAGCCGGCGCGCGGAGCACGAGCCGGUCGUGCGCGAGGCGGCGGGCCGCGCCUUUCACCGCCUGGAGACGGGUGAUGCGGUUGAGCGGCGCCGCUGGGCUGCCUGCCGCCAGCUCAGCUUGGACAGCCUGCGCGCCGCCUACGAACGCCUGGCCGUUACGUUUGACCACGUGGACGGCGAGUCGCUGUACCCGGCUUCGGCAUGCGCCUCGUUGCUGGCACGGCUGGCUGAGCGCGGCGCGUUGACGGAGCGCGACGGAGCCACCGUGGCUUGCCUAGACGGCGACGUUGAGGUGACGCUGGCACGCUCCGAUGGCUCGGCCGUCUACCUAACGCGCGACGUGGCGGCCGCCGAGGACCGGUGGCGCCGCUUCGGCCGGCGCCGCCUCCUCUACGUGGUGGACGCCGGCCAGACGGCGCACUUUCGCAACCUGCGCGCUGUGCUAUCACGACUGGGACACGACUGGCACGCCAGUGUGCAGCACGUCCCGUUCGGCCGGGUGCGCGGCAUGAGCACGCGCCGCGGCGCCGCCGUCUUCAUGCACGAACUGCUGGACGAGGCGCGCGAGCGCAUGCUGGAGCGGCAGCGGCGAGCACCGACCACCGACGUGCUGGAGGACCCGGAGCGCACCGCCGACGUGGUGGGCACCUCGGCCGUCAUCGUCAACGAUCUGCGCCAGCGGCGGCAGCGCGACUACGAGUUCAACUGGGAGGCGGCGCUGCAGCCGAACGGCGACGGCGGCGUGCGGCUGCAGUACCUGCACUGCCGGCUCUGCAGUCUGGAGCGACGCUGCGGCCGCCCGCUCAACCCGGACGCGCCGCUGGCGCCGCUGCUCGAACCCGAGGCGGCCGCCCUCGUAGGCCGAGGUGGCGCGCUACGAAGAGGUGCUGGUGGCCAGCCACGCGCAGCUGGAGCCGUGCCGCGUGGUGAUGUACCUUUUCGGGCUGGCGAACGCACUGGGUGGCGCGCUGAGACGCUUGCCGGUGAAGGGGGCACCGGCGGCCGAGGCCGAGGCCCGGCUGCUCAUGUUCCACGCCGGCCGCCUGACGCUAGCGCACGGCAUGCGCGUGCUGGGCCUGCGGCCGCUGGAGAAGAUGUGAACCGAUCGGCCGGCGGAGGCGCGGCCAGCUGGGGAGCACCCCCUGCCAGCUGGCUGCACCGGCGGAGGCGCGGCCGGCGGGGGAGCACCCCCUUGCCGGCUGGCUGCGGCAACUGGCGCUGUGAGACGAGGGCUCGGCAAUUAUGCGUGCAUAUGACGUAGUUACUAGAACGUACAGUGUUAGAGGCUCAGUCCGCUGUGGGCGACGUUUGAAUGCGGAUCACAAGUGCUUGAAAUACAUUUGCGAGCGCGGAGAGCGAUGUUGUGGUGGCCCAGCAUGGUGCUGCAAGCGCUGUAUCCUCAUUCUGAUGAGUAAAAUGGAGCACGGCAGAGAUUGAGAGCAGAGCGCCGAACGCUCACGGCCGUGUGCCACUUGUGAGGGUCUCGCGCAGAAUUCGGACCGAAACAUUUACAAAAACGGCAUCAGAUGUUACACGAUGGAUGCGAUUCGACACUCCGACACUCCACGCUGAUGGAGCAAACGGCUGCUCCGUGUCCACCCUAACAUGUCUAGCGCGCUUCGUUGAAUGCCAUUAUUGUUUUGUGGGUUACAUUGUAUCAAGGGACUUGAUGCACGCAUUUGUAUGCAUUGAGACAAUCUGAAUGGACGAAAAACGUAUUUGAAGUUGAUGUUUCAUAUAUAGUCCAUGUCACAUGUGCCAACCCAGCUCUGAAUUUGUGUUUUACACUAGCAAGACGAUAUGGACAUUUGCUGGCGUAUGGUAUCUUCUAUAAGAAGAUAAGUGCUGCAGUUGUUGCUGCACGGCCCCAAUGCCAUCACGCACU
Messenger RNA from Pollicipes pollicipes, 2403 nucleotides. RefSeq names its product arginyl-tRNA synthetase, mitochondrial (gene ArgRS-m). The transcript has a single exon. Gene Ontology annotation, cellular component: mitochondrion. The record is from RefSeq and is a predicted model, not a curated record. NCBI's taxonomy places the organism in Eukaryota, Metazoa, Arthropoda, Thecostraca, Pollicipedomorpha, Pollicipedidae. Bases 1 to 1779 code for a protein of 592 amino acids. Gene Ontology annotation, biological process: arginyl-tRNA aminoacylation; mitochondrial translation. Gene Ontology annotation, molecular function: ATP binding; arginine-tRNA ligase activity.